AUGAGUAAUAGAGCCAGUGAUGCUGAGAAGGGCGUCCUCCAGAGUACAGCUAAAAUUAGUCUCGAGGCAGCUUCCAGUACAGCAUCAGAUACCCUACCGGCACCAGGCUCACUCCGCGAUGUUGUUCGACCACACAAGUCCUACGAAGGUUAUGGUCACUGGAAUCCCACUUUCGAAUGGUCUGCACAGGAAGAAAGCAGGGUCGUUUGGAAGAUCGACCUCUACCUCCUCACGGCAUUGUGCUUCAUGUUCUUCGGUCUACAACUUGAUCGAGGAAACCUGUCCAAUGCAUUGACGGACAACUUACUCAAAGAUCUUGGAAAUCUCUCAACUAACGACUAUCUCGUGUGCUUUCUGGCGGCAGAGUUCCCCGUGCAAUUGCUUACUAAGAGAUUUGGAUUCCGUCGAGUACUACCCAUCCUCAUGAUGAUGUGGAGCACAGUCUCCUGGACUCAAGCAUGGAUGCAUGAUCGCACAACUUUCUACAUUACAAGAGCGCUGAUCGGUGCGUGUGAAGGAGGCUUUAUUCCGGGCACGAUCUUGUUCGCUACCUACUUUUACAAAUCGCGAGAAUUGGGGACUCGUCUCGCGGUCUUCUGGAGUACCCUGAACAUUGCUCGCGUGGUAUCCGCGCUACUCGCUGCUGGUAUCUUGGAGAUGCGCGGUGUCGGUGGCAAAUCCGGAUGGUUCUGGCUAUUCCUGCUUGAGGGUCUGCUCACUUUCGCGAUCGGAGCCUUUUGCUUCUUCUAUCUGCCACAGUCACCAGUACACACCAAGAGUGUAAUUUGUCCAAAGCCGUGGUUCACGGAGCAUGAGGAGAAGAUUAUGAUCAAUCGACUACUUCGAGACGACCCAGCCAAAGGUCUCACAGCUAUUAAAGAGCCGGCUCGCCUUAGCGACAUCUGGGAUGCAUGGACCGACAAAUCGAUGUGGGGAAUGUAUCUCCUUGGGCUUAUUGCGUACAUUCCUGCAACGCCUGUUCAGGCAUACCUCGGUUACAACUUGAGAGUCGUUGGGGGCUUCACAACCUUUCAAUCCAACAUGCUCACCACAGUGUCGGCCAUUUGUCAAGUCGUUACCAUGCUAGCUCUUGCGAAGUCGUCUCAGUGGUUCAACGAGAAGACUUGGCAUUGCUUCUUUGGCGAAUUUUGGAUCCUUCCAUGUCUAAUCGCGCUUCAGACCCUGCCGGACAAGAACAUGCCAUGGGAGCGCUUCACUCUUGCCACUUUGACAGCUGGCUAUCCAUACUUCCACCCAAUACUAUCUGCAUGGAUCUCUGAGAACAGUUUUAACGUCAAGAAGCGGGCACUUACUGCAGCAACGUACAACGUCAUCGUACAAGUAGGCAGUCUCAUCGGCUCUCAGAUCUACCGCGCAGAUGAUGCGCCAUACUACCACAGAGGAAACAAAGUCCUUAUCUCAUUCUGCGCAGCAGCUCUUGCAGGAAUCGUUGGACAGAGUCUGUGGUUGCGGUUGUUGAACAGGAGGAAGGAGCGAGUUUGGUCGAGCAUGAGCGAAGCUGAUAAGGCGCAAUACCAGGCCGAUAAUAAGGCGCGAGAACAAGAUGGGAAUAAGAGACUCGACUUCAGGUUCGCGUAUUGA
Lithohypha guttulata is the source of this 1602-nucleotide messenger RNA. RefSeq lists its product as uncharacterized. Gene Ontology annotation, cellular component: membrane. The record is from RefSeq and is a predicted model, not a curated record. Bases 1 to 1602 code for a protein of 533 amino acids. Lineage: Eukaryota; Fungi; Ascomycota; Eurotiomycetes; Chaetothyriales; Trichomeriaceae. Gene Ontology annotation, biological process: transmembrane transport. The transcript is spliced from 3 exons. Gene Ontology annotation, molecular function: transmembrane transporter activity.